AUGGCUAUUGCAAAGCAAAGCAUCUUGAGUGUUGGCUUCAAAUAUGUCUUCCUAGCAACUUUUGUGCUAGCCUGUGGUGGACAAGGUGGGAAGAGAGAGAAUGGUGGUCCUGCCUGUUACGGAGGAUUUGAUUUGUAUUUCAUUCUAGACAAAUCAGGAAGUGUCCUGCACCACUGGAAUGAAAUAUAUCAUUUUGUGGAACAUCUGGCCCGCAAGUUCAUAAGCCCUCAGCUGAGGAUGUCCUUCAUUGUUUUUUCAACUAGAGGGACAAUUCUAAUGAGGUUAACAGAAGACAGGGAACAGAUACGCCAGGGUCUAGAAGAGCUGCAGAAAGUCCUGCCAGGAGGAGACACAUACAUGCAUGAAGGAUUUGAAAGGGCAAGUGAACAGAUUUACUAUGAAAAUGUUCACGGUUACAGAACUGCAAGUGUCAUCAUUGCGUUGACAGACGGAGAACUCCAUGAAGACCUAUUUUUCUACUCUGAGAGGGAGGCUAAUCGGUCGCGUGACCUGGGAGCAACAGUGUAUUGUGUUGGUGUGAAAGACUUCAAUGAGACCCAGCUGGCUAGAAUUGCCGACAGCAAAGAUCACGUCUUUCCAGUGAAUGAUGGUUUUGAAGCCCUUCAGGGAAUCAUAGACUCUAUUUUGAAGAAAUCCUGCAUAGAAAUUCUGGCGGCAGAGCCUUCCAGUAUAUGUGCAGGGGAGUCGUUCCAGGUUGUUGUGAGAGGAAAUGGAUUUCGACAUGCCCGUAACGUUGACAGAGUGCUCUGCAGUUUCAGGAUCAAUGACACAGUUACUCUCAAUGAGAAGCCUUUUGUAGUGGAAGAUACCUACUUACUGUGCCCAGCACCUGUGCUACGAGAAGUUGGCAUGGAAGCAGCUCUCCAAGUCAGUAUGAACGAUGGUCUCAGCUUCAUCUCUAGCUCCGUCAUCAUCUCCAGCACACACUGUUCAGAUGGGACCAUCCUGGCUAUUGCGUUGUUGAUCCUCUUCCUCCUGCUGGCCUUGGUUCUUCUCUGGUGGUUCUGGCCUCUUUGCUGCACAGUGAUCAUCAAAGAACCCCCGCCCCCUCCUGCAGAAGACAGCGAGGAGGAAGAUGAUGAUGGCCUUCCAAAGAAGAAAUGGCCAACAGUAGAUGCCUCUUAUUAUGGUGGGCGAGGAGUUGGUGGCAUCAAACGAAUGGAGGUGCGCUGGGGAGAAAAGGGCUCCACGGAAGAAGGUGCUAAGUUAGAGAAAGCCAAGAAUGCCAGAGUCAAGAUGCCAGAACAGGAAUAUGAGUUCCCUGAACCCAGGAACCUUGCAAGCAACAUGCGCAGGCCUUCCUCCCCUCGGAAGUGGUACUCUCCAAUCAAGGGGAAAUUGGACGCUCUCUGGGUCUUGCUGCGGAAAGGUUACGACCGUGUGUCUGUGAUGCGCCCACAGCCAGGAGACAAGGGCCGUUGCAUCAAUUUCACCAGAGUGAAGAACACAGAGGCCCCACCCAAAUACCCACUCAACAACGCAUACCCUCCGUCAUCCCCACCUCCAGCACCCAUCUACAACCCCCCGCCCCCGGCUCCGAUCUAUACCCCCCGUUCGAGAGGCUUUUUCAGCAGUACUGUAUCACAUCCAUCUUCCAGGGGGGUGGGGGGGCCUAGAGGAAGCCGGACCAUUUUUGAAGUGGGUGACAACAGAACAAACGACUUUGUAGUCAUCUUUCUCCUUUAG
Messenger RNA from Opisthocomus hoazin, 1707 nucleotides. RefSeq names its product ANTXR cell adhesion molecule 1 (gene ANTXR1). Lineage: Eukaryota; Metazoa; Chordata; Aves; Opisthocomiformes; Opisthocomidae. The record is from RefSeq and is a predicted model, not a curated record. Gene Ontology annotation, molecular function: transmembrane signaling receptor activity. Gene Ontology annotation, cellular component: cell surface; plasma membrane.